AUGUCCGAAUCACCCAGUUAUUCCAGAACAAGUUCCACUUCGUCUUUGGGAAAGCUUCUUGAAAGUUUUCACCACCACAAACCAAACGUCACCUCCAGAAAGAGCACUAACUCAAUAGCCACGAGUCCUUCAAGGGACAAUCUAGGUAUCCUAGCACGUGCCAAACGCAGUAGUGUGAAACUGGAUGAGUACGACCGCCAAACACACGAGGAAACAGUAUUACCGGUCCCUCAACUGCCAAAGGUGAAGGAGACUCAUUAUGUGCGUGUGGAGUACGAUCCGAUAACGCACAAGAGAAUACUGAACACAUAUGAGAUUCUCAAAGAUCUUGGGAGCGGUCAGCAUGGCAAAGUGAAAUUGGCAAAAGACCUCAAUUCCAACGAGCUGGUUGCAAUAAAGAUUGUGGAUCGUGGCUCAAAGCCAAGAUUGGGUCGAUUGACGCGACCUGGAUCCUCCCAAGAGGACAAAAUUAGACGGGAAAUAGCGAUCAUGAAGAAGUGCUCGCACCCGCAUGUUGUCAAGCUUUUGGAAGUACUGGACGCAGAAAGCUCUAGAAAAAUAUACAUGGUGCUAGAAUAUUUGGAGAAAGGUGAGAUUCAGUGGCAGAAGGAAGACGAAGAGACUGAGUUCAAACCCGAACCGUUGCUUUCCUUAUCUGAAGCAAAGAAUGUGUUCAGAGACGUUGUCAGCGGGCUCGAAUAUCUGCAUAAUCAAGGAAUCAUCCACAGAGACAUCAAACCAUCCAAUUUACUCGUUUCUAAAGACUAUGUGGUAAAGAUAUCAGACUUUGGGGUCUCCUUCGCAGCAAGCUUGGAAGGAAAUGACGAAGUCGAGCUCGCCAAAACUGCAGGCACACCUGCGUUCUUGGCUCCGGAAUUGUGCAAAACAGAUGGGUCUUGUGACAAAGUGACCUACAAGAUAGAUAUAUGGGCUUUGGGAGUCACAUUAUACUGUUUAUUAUUUGGCUGUCUUCCGUUCAACGCCGAGUCAGAAUUUGCGUUGUUUGACACCAUCUGCAACAAGCCAUUAACCUACCCAGAUACCAAUAAAUGGAAGUGCUCGCCGCCAAUACCAGAUUACGAUUUGAACCAAGCCAAGGAUCUUAUCGACAAGCUUCUCCGGAAAUCGCCUGAGAAUAGAAUCGAGAUCAGUGAUAUAAAGGCACAUCCUUUUUUUCUCGAAGGACUGUCCCGGGCCCAAUCUAGAAAAUACAAAGCCAAUUGGAAUAGCAAAAUGAAGAUUGCCGUUAGCACUGAAGAGGUUAACGAGGCAGUGGUCGGUAUCGGCAACAGAAUCAAGAAGAAACUGUCUGAUGUUUUUAGACUGACAGGUCUUUCUGCUCCUAAAACGAAACAAUCGCUUUACGUCCAAUCUCUAAAAGGCAUGAUGAGUCCUUCUGACUCAGAAUCGUCCACAGGCACUCCAACUAACGGCGAACAUUCUUAUUUGCUGUCGGAGGCCCUCAGCACAAGCGGGUGGUCAAAGAGUUCCAGCCUUCCUUCGUCUCCAUCAGCGCAAAGCGCUACACCUCCAAAAUUAGUUACUCGCCGGAGCGAGCUGGCACCUGGAAACCGGGACUCUCUCGCCCUUUCUAUUGACUCGACCACAACAGAUUCAUCGUCGUUGUCCAAAGUGGUCGAGACAAAGCACAACGUGGACGCAGACUCUCUCAUUGCACCAAACCGAAGAGGCUCUUCUGCACUUAGUCAACUUUCCGAGAUCAUUAGAACGACGAGCAACCCGGACUCGUCAAAUUUGCCCAUAACAGAGAGCGAAAUGACCAUCACCACAGAUACAAGUGACCGUGAGCUGAUCGAUCCGUCAUACAGCGUUGAUGACAAAUCCGGUCAUACAAAUACAGCACAGGAGGAUGACUCGCCGAACGGGGCCUCGUUGCCGGUGGUUCCCAGCUUUGCAUCGCUGGACAGUUUCUAUGAAAACUCGUCCAAUCCAAACUCCUCGUCGCUCGAAACCUCAGUUUACACAGGAAUACCAUCGCAGAGACUGCCAACCAACUUGGGCACGCGUCAAGGCUCAGUGAGCUCUUCUACGUCGAUGUCACGUGCUUCACACGGAGAACUUCGCUCUGCUGCUUCGCAUACACUAGGGAACGACGUUCCCUUGCACACAAUGAACUCUGCAGUGUCCGUGCCAGAACAUAUUAAAUCCGAUCUGGAAUCCAUCGCACCUGCGAUCACUAAUGAUUACUACAGUGCGAGACACUUGUCCCCGGCUGGACGACCUGUUAGCGUAGCCAUGCCACAAUGCCGAAACUCGCGCAAGGUGGUUUUCAAUAAUGACUCCGAAAACUCUGCUUCUUCUGACGAUGAAGGGAGUUCUGAACAGCGGACCAUCAAAGUGCCGGAUAAUCCUCAAGAAACGCAGAAGUCUCCAACCAACACCGCGCGGAAUCCUCUGUACGGGAAAAAACUGGUGAUUGCGCCAGUUUCUCACAACUCCGAAAGCGGGUCAGACUCCGAAGACUCUGACGACUCCGCAGAGCUGACACUGUCAUUUGGAAUGAAUCGCUCUCGACCUCCACUUGUUGCGCGUCCAUCGCUUCCGCGUGCUACGAGCCACGCCACUUCAAUUAUCCAGGACAGCAUACACGACGUUCCGGUGAAUUUGAUUUCACCGGACUACCAGACGGAGGCCAGCAAAUUGAUUCCCGGGAUACGAAAUACUGAUUUGAGCGGUAAGUAG
Ogataea parapolymorpha DL-1 is the source of this 2703-nucleotide messenger RNA. RefSeq names its product calcium/calmodulin-dependent protein kinase kinase. Gene Ontology annotation, molecular function: ATP binding; protein kinase activity. The transcript has a single exon. The coding region runs from base 1 to 2703 and encodes 900 amino acids. Lineage: Eukaryota; Fungi; Ascomycota; Pichiomycetes; Pichiales; Pichiaceae. The record is from RefSeq and is a predicted model, not a curated record. Gene Ontology annotation, biological process: protein phosphorylation.